Molecule: messenger RNA, 4844 nt
Organism: Oncorhynchus nerka (sockeye salmon)
Lineage: Eukaryota; Metazoa; Chordata; Actinopteri; Salmoniformes; Salmonidae
Product: protein FAM110A-like
Source: RefSeq, a predicted model, not a curated record
ACUCAGCACAUGUUCACAAGACGCAGACUCAUGAUCUACAUUCUCAUAGCCAGCUUUUCACUUAGACGAGAGGAAUCUUCAGUGUCCCAGGGAGUGUUCUGUUCUAGGUCUCUUGAGACUCCACUGGAGAUUCCGUUGGUGAACACUCACAACUCCAGAAUGCCUGUAGAGACCCUCCGGCCCUCAGACGGGCGUCUGGCGGGGGUCCCCUUCACCUCAGCCAUGCCUUUCCGUAUCCUCAACAAGGGACCCGACUACUUCCGGCGGCCCGCGGAGCCUGGAGCCCGUAAGCUGAGCGCGGUGGAGCGUCUGGAGGCGGACAAGGCCAAGUAUGUGAAGAGCCAGCAGGUGGUGCUCACCAGGCAGGAGCCUGUCAAACCACCCAUCAUCCGCAAGCCUCUGCUGUCCCCGGGCAUGAUGCUGCAGUGUCGGAUCAACGCCCCCCCGGCCCGCAAGGCUCCCCGGCGCCACGACUCAGAGAACGGAGGAGGGACAGGAGGGAUAGGGUGGCGGAGGGGACCACCUCUUAACCUGGAGAUCCUCAACAACCUCAUCAACAAUGUGUGUGAUGGACCCCUUCUCUGCUCCCCAUCUUCCGUCCCCACCUCGCCCUACACCUCCUCUCCUUCAUCUGGGGGGAACAGCAUGGAGAAUGGUCUCUCAGCUGACCGGGAGAGGAGCAAUCGAGUCCUGAGCAACCUUAAACCUGUUAAUAACUGCAACACCUCCUCCUCCACCACCUCCUCUUCUUCCACCUCCUCUCCCCUCAACAACAACAACAACAGCCAGACCUGCCCUGCCGAGCCCAGCCACCGGCCGCCCCCUGUCCCAGCACGGGGUAUCAGGGUGGGGGUGCCAGCGCCCUACAGCUCUCCUAACUCCGUGACGGUGCGCAGAGUGGAUGUGAGGCCCCAGGCUGAGCCGAGGAAGCCCCAGAGGACCCAGUUUCAGCCUCAGCUCAAGCCCAGACAAACUUCCCAGCCCCAGGUGGCUCAGCUCCAGGCCCCAUCACCACCACCCUCACAGCAGGCCAAGCCCCAGCCUCUCACCCCCACCCAGGCUUUGUCCUCUCCCCCAACCUGCCUGCCUCCCAGCCCCAUGCUGAUCCGGGCCGGCAUGAUGCCCCCAGCCUCCCCUGCUUUCACCCGCCUGUCCUCAGCCAGCUCCAGGGGGUCUCGGCCCGGCUCGGCCCGUAAACACCCCUCCCUACACCGCUCCAAGUCUGACCUGAGCGACCGGUACUCACGAGCCACAGCCGACCUGGAGCGCUUCUUCAACUACUGUGGGCUGCACCCAGAGGAGGUAGAGGGCAUGGGGGGAGUGGAGCGCUUCGCCAGGGCCAGCUCAGACAUUGUGUCUGUGUCCAAGCUGCGCAGCGCCAGCACCCCCAGCUCUGAGUGUGAGCAGGCGCGGGAACAAGGGGAAGUGGAGGGCGAGGAGGGUCCUGCCCAUCCCGGGGAGCGUGUCCCCUACGGAAUCUCAAUCAUCGAGAGGAAUGCUCGUGUCAUCAAGUGGCUGUACGGGAUCCGGCAGGCGCGGGACGCUGUGUCAAACGUUUAGAGGAAAGAGACAGGGGGGAGGCUCUGGAAUGAUACCCAGGCCUAGAGGAAAGAGACACGAGGGGGAGGCUCUGGAAUGAUACCCAGGCCUAGAGGAAAGAGACAGGAGGGGGAGGCUCUGGAAUGAUACCCAGGCCUAGAGGAAACAGACAGGAGGGGGAGGCUCUGGAAUGAUACCCAGGCCAAAAGGAAAGAGACAGGAGGGGGAGGCUCUGGAAUGAUACCCAGGCCUAGAGGAAAGAGACAGGAGGGGGAGGCUCUGGAAUGAUACCCAGGCCUAGAGGAAAGAGACAGGAGGGGGAGGCUCUGGAAUGAUACCCAGGACUAACAGAGGUUGUUUUUUAUUUAUUGAUAAAUCCCACAGACCAUUGAGGGGUACAUAUUUUCCAGGAGGACAUUGUCAUUCUGUAUUGUGUUGCCUUAUGGCAUGUAUAGUAUCAUUUCUUACAAGAGAUGAAGGACCAGAAAUCACACUCCUCUCUAAACAAAUUUUCAAAGCAAUAAUGUCAGUGGUAGAAAUGACUGAAUGCUGAGGAUGAUGGUGAUGUUGACCAGAUGCUGUGGUUCCUGCUGUCACUGUCUGUCUGAAAUACAGGUACUUCGGAGGCUGUGUUUAGAGUCCAGGGCCCCGUUCUGUCUACACAGGGGUCCAGGCCCCGUUCUCUCUGCACAGGGGUCCAGGGCCCUGUUCUGUCUGCACAGGGGUCCGAGCCCUGUUCUGUCUACACAGGGGUCCAGGGCCCUGUUCUGUCUACACAGGGGUCCAGGGCCCUGUUCUGUCUACACAGGGGUCCAGGCCCCGUUCUCUCUGCACAGGGGUCCAGGGCCCUGUUCUGUCUGCACAGGGGUCCAGGCCCUGUUCUGUCUGCACAGGGGUCCAGGCCCUGUUCUGUCUGCACAGGGGUCCAGGCCCCGUUCUCUCUGCACAGGGGUCGAGGCCCUGUUCUGUCUGCACAGGGGUCCAGGCCCUGUUCUGUCUGCACAGGGGUCCAGGCCCCGUUCUCUCUGCACAGGGGUCGAGGGCCCUGUUCUGAAUUUACAGAAUCUAAUGAUGCAAGAAAAGGCUCUGGGUGUUUCACAGCUCUCACACAUUCAGGUGUGUGUGUGUGUGUGUGUGUGUGUGUGUGAGGGGGGGACUUCAUUGAUACUGUGAAACAUGAAAGCUUCUGUAAAAGAACCUGUUUUUCUUUCUUGUAACCUUGUCUGUAAAACUGUUAAUUAAUACCGUUGCUGUCAAGCACACAAGUGAAAGUUAAUAUGUGUCCUCAUCUCAACACCUAUACUCACGACUCACCGUUGAAACAGACGUGUUCAGAUCAGUGAUAGAGUAUCGUCUAUAGCUGUGUACUGUGUCGGCGUUUUCUGCACCGCAAUUGAACACGGUCCCUAAUCAAACAUGGCUGCAUUGGUUCAGUUAGUUUAUUCAGUGAACAAGGUAUAUGUCUGGGCACGGAUGAUAAAGUCUUGUGAUGAGUGGAGGGUUGAGGUAAGUGUAGGUUGGAUGAGUAGGUUGCUGUCUCGGGUUGGAGGAGAGACACGCGGCUCAAUGGAAGAGGGAUCAGGACGGUCUAGUGAGACAGGUCGAUACAGGAAAGAGUGUGAGACGGAUUGAUACAGGAAAGAGUGUGAGACGGAUCGAUACAGGAAAGAGUGUGAGACAGGUCGAUACAGGAAAGAGUGUGAGACGGAUUGAUACAGGAAAGAGUGUGAGACAGGUCGAUACAGGAAAGAGUGUGAGACGGAUUGAUACAGGAAAGAGUGUGAGACGGAUUGAUACAGGAAAGAGUGUGAGACAGGUCGAUACAGGAAAGAGUGUGAGACGGAUUGAUACAGGAAAGAGUGUGAGACAGGUUGAUACAGGAAAGAGUGUGAGACAGAUUGAUACAGGAAAGAGUGUGAGACAGGUUGAUACAGGAAAGAGUGUGAGACAGGUUGAUACAGGAAAGAGUGUGAGACAGGUCGAUACAGGAAAGAGUGUGAGACAGGUUGAUACAGGAAAGAGUGUGAGACAGAUUGAUACAGGAAAGAGUGUGAGACAGGUUGAUACAGGAAAGAGUGUGCAACAGGUUGAUACAGGAAAGAGUGUGAGACAGGUUGAUACAGGAAAGAGUGUGCAACAGGUUGAUACAGGAAAGAGUGUGAGACGGAUUGAUACAGGAAAGAGUGUGAGACAGAUUGAUACAGGAAAGCGUGUGAGACAGGUCGAUACAGGAAAGAGUGUGAGACAGAUUGAUACAGGAAAGAGUGUGAGACAGGUUGAUACAGGAAAGAGUGUGAGACAGAUUGAUACAGGAAAGAGUGUGAGACAGAUUGAUACAGGAAAGAGUGUGAGACAGGUCGAUACAGGAAAGAGUGUGAGACAGAUUGAUACAGGAAAGAGUGUGAGACAGGGUUGAUACAGGAAAGAGUGUGAGACGGAUUGAUACAGGAAAGAGUGUGAGACGGAUUGAUACAGGAAAGAGUGUGAGACAGGGUUGAUACAGGAAAGAGUGUGAGACAGGGUUGAUACAGGAAAGAGUGUGAGACGGAUUGAUACAGGAAAGAGUGUGAGACGGAUUGAUACAGGAAAGAGUGUGAGACAGGUCGAUACAGGAAAGAGUGUGAGACAGGUUGAUACAGGAAAGAGUGUGAGACAGGUUGAUACAGGAAAGAGUGUGAGACAGGUUGAUACAGGAAAGAGUGUGAGACAGAUUGAUACAGGAAAAGUGGAUUAUCUCAAAAGGAAACCGUGUACACGACAUAGUCUACUGAAAUGGACCAAUAUUUAUUUUUACAAUGUCAUUUGAAGUUACCAACUAUUGUAAUAUUCAACAACCAGUGUAUAGCGUUAAAAAUGUGUACAAAAGUACAAUCUGAUCGUAUCUAUGUGACCAUGCACAUACACACACACACACACACACACACCUAGGCACCAGCCACACAACAUGAGUGUGAAUGUUGUGUGUAACUGAAUGCUGAAGUACGUGUGAUGAUAGUGUAAUAUGCACUCUGCUCUGUGGGAAAGAAAAGGAGGGAAGACUAUUUAUUUGACUUCCUGUUCCUCUCAGGGGAGACAGACGGAUGGGCUCAGCCAUGGUCUGGUCUGGUGUUAUGAUGAUGUGGGUCUGGGCCUGAGCUCCAUGGUCUGGUCUGGUGUUAUGAUGAUGUGGGUCUGGGCCUGAGCUCCAUGGUCUGUUGAGUUCAACACUGUCUGGCUGCCCAAAGAAAAGUCAAGCUAUCCUUAUGCUGCAACAUGGUGUCUUUCUUAACAUGUCAAUAAAAAAUAAUGUUUUUUUUUUUAAAGUA